ACGAGGCCGCGCAUGCGCGGGCGUCAGCAGCAGCUACAGUGAUGGUGGGCGACUGGAACCCAUGAGGAGCGAAGCCGGGGGAAGUGAGAGCGCGACGCACGGAGCGAGAGAGCAGGAGACAUGGCCGGGGUGUUCGACAUAGACCUGGACCCCGAGUACCAGCAGGAAGAAGCCGUCUCGGAUGAGGAGCUGGAAGGGGUGCAAUACAGUGACUGCAUGGAGCAUGGCGUUCCCUUCGAACUGGAUAUGGAGCACUGUGAAAAAUUUGAAAUCUCUGAAAAUAAUGUGAAUCGAGGCCCAGAAAAGAUCCGACCAGAAUGCUUUGAGCUUCUGCGUGUACUGGGCAAAGGUGGUUAUGGGAAGGUUUUCCAAGUAAGAAAAGUAUCAGGAGCUUAUACUGGAAAGAUAUUUGCCAUGAAAGUACUAAAGAAGGCAAUGAUUGUUCGUAAUGCAAAGGACACUGCCCAUACUAAAGCAGAGCGCAGUAUCUUGGAGGACGUGAAGCAUCCGUUCAUCGUGGACUUGAUGUAUGCUUUCCAGACUGGGGGCAAACUCUACCUCAUUCUGGAGUAUCUCAGUGGUGGAGAGCUCUUUAUGCAGCUGGAAAGGGAAGGAAUAUUUAUGGAAGACACUGCUUGUUUUUAUUUAGCGGAAAUCUCAAUGGCUUUGGGGCACUUGCAUCAGAAGGGUAUUAUCUACCGAGAUUUGAAGCCAGAAAACAUCAUGCUCAAUCAUCAAGGGCAUGUUAAACUGACGGAUUUUGGACUAUGUAAAGAAUCUAUUCAUGAUGGUGCAGUGACCCAUACUUUUUGUGGCACAAUUGAGUACAUGGCACCUGAAAUUUUGAUGAGAAGCGGACACAAUCGUGCUGUGGACUGGUGGAGUUUAGGAGCCCUAAUGUACGACAUGCUGACUGGAGCACCUCCAUUCACUGGGGAGAACCGGAAGAAGACAAUUGACAAGAUCCUGAAGUGUAAACUCAACCUGCCACCCUACCUCACACAGGAAGCCAGAGAUCUUCUUAAAAAGCUGCUAAAAAGGAAUGCUUCAUCACGCCUCGGGGCUGGCGUUGGGGAUGCAGCAGAUGUCCAGGCACAUCCUUUCUUCAGACACACAAACUGGGAGGAUCUUCUGGCUCGGAAAGUUGAACCACCUUUCAAGCCAUUUCUGCAAUCAGAUGAUGAUGUCAGUCAAUUUGAUUCAAAGUUCACACGACAGACACCUGUUGACAGCCCUGAUGACUCAACCCUCAGCGAAAGUGCCAAUCAAGUCUUCCUGGGAUUCACUUAUGUGGCUCCAUCAGUACUGGAAAGCGUUAAGGAAAAAUUCUCAUUCGAGCCAAAAAUCCGUUCACCUCGUAGAUUUAUUGGCAGCCCCAGGACUCCAGUCAGCCCAGUGAAGUUCUCAUCUGCUGAAUGCUGGGCCCGUGGAGCCAACAUGGAACCACCCAGAGAACGUGGAUCAUCAGACUACCCAAUGGAUGUCGGGAUGGAACAGAUGGACGUGACAGUUAGUGGAGAGGCAUCUGCUCCACUGCCAAUCCGACACCCCAUGGGCGUGAGCUCUGUGCCUUUCAAAAAGCAAACGUAUCCAGUGCCCCCAAAUAGACCAGCACAUCUGCGCAUGAACCUAUGACGACAGGUGAACAUGGAAGGAAGGAAAAAAAGAUCAUCAAUGCAAGACUGCGCCUGUGUGAGCGCUAACCAAGUACAACUGUGAGAGUAUUUUUGGGAGGGUACCAAGCCUCCCCAUCUUCCUCUCCCCAUCCCCCCCUCCCCCCUCUCCCCUCCCCUCCUCACCCUCCCCUCCCCAACCCCUUUUCAAAGACAACCAUGGAAAUCUUGGUUCAGGACAAUUACUCAAUUAAAACAUAUGCAUCACUGAUGGGAAAAAAAGGGAGAUUAAAAUAAUUGGCGGGUGAUGAGCAUCUUUGAGACGCAUGUACUGCAUCAGUGUAGGGGCAUUAAUGCCCCACGCAGCAUUUCACCUCUUGAGGUUCUGCACUAGACGUUAACAGAAAAAUCCUGUGACUCAUCAUCGUUAAUGGUAUUGAAGAAAUCUUUCUGCUUAGGUGCCUGAUGAACACAGUAUUACCAAAGGCAGAGUUGUUGCACGGCUUUGCCUGAACCUCUCAAUCAAACUGCCGCUUGUGUCCGGAGGGUGGGGCAGGGUGCAGAGAAUGCUGGGUGUGUCUGCAUCCACGAUAGGAAAGAUUGCACAUUGUCAUAAUGUUAUCAGAGCCCAAAGUCUCAGACACUCAAUCCUGUAUUGUAAUACAUUGGAGCCCGCAUAAAUACAGUUUAUGGAAAGAGAUCAUGGAUUAAAAAAAAUCUAUAUACUACGCUGUAAUGCGUACAAUGGUGAUACAAUUGUAUUAACUCUUUGAUGCAUACAAGUCUUAAAAGCUUAAAUUUGCUUUAUGUAGACUUAAUGUUUGAAGAGGUUUGAAGUUUACCACAUUAUCUGCCUUUUUGCCUACUGCAACUAUACUCUCUUAGAGCUGUCAAUAAUCACAGUACUGCAAUAGAUCUGUCUUGUUCUUUUUUUAAAGGGUAAUGCCAUUUCCCAAGAGUGUGUCACCAAAUAGGUGAUGAUGUGCAACCAGCACUUUAAAAUCUGGACCACCUGCAUUUCUGGCUCAUUAUGAAGCUCCAGUUUAAAUCAUUUCUUCUGUUUACAUCCUUUAAAUGUCACUGUUCUGCUUCUCUUUAGAAGUAUGUUAACAUGCUGGCGUCCAUGCCAUAUAUUUCUAGCAUAGUAGACGCCAAAACUGAUAUUCCUCCAAUCUGCUAGAUGUGGUAAGUAUAAGGAGGGGAUGGGAAAUGAAGGGUAUCUGUUUAGACUCAAACCAAAUCUUCCCUUCCUACAUUCAAGCACCCCCAAAGACUCUGAAAUUGAGUGUUGGCACCUCGCAUGGAUGAGCUGUGGUUCUGAACAGGAUGCUGCAUUAAGCCCUCUAAAAGACACAUUUUCCACAGCUAUAGUACUUGACUAAUAUUUGUUCUGAUUCUGUCAUGCAAUGUUCUAGACUUCCAGGUCUGAUUGUGUGAAGUGUAGUGUGUGCUGAAAUUUUUUUUUUACAAGCUGCUUUUUCUCUAUACCUGUCUCUGCUAUUGAAAUCAGUUGAGCCAUAGGAUACAAGCCAUAAAUGUCUUUAUGCACGGAAAGGCAGUCUGGCAUGCCAUAGGUCUUUUUAUGAGCACGAACCUGUAUGACAGCUUAAGUCCAAGCUUAAAAGCAGCUGUUAUGUAUAUAGACCUUCAAAGAGAGACAUGAAAAUGCAGUUCAGAAGCCAUUCAUUUCAGUGAUUUUUAUUCUCUUGUUAGAUUUAUAAAUAUUUAAUCCCAUUUCUUGUUCUUUGGGUCAAAGCACUGUGUUCUCAUUAAUUUAGGCUACUUGAAUUUUUUUUUUGCUAAAUCCAGGACUUGAUCAUUAUUUAAAGGACUCCUUGCCUUUCCCUAACCCAUUGCUUGAUUACGUCGGUAACGACAUUUGCUGUGGGUGGUGGACCUAUAAGUCACACUUGGAUGCUUUUCUCAAGUAGAAAAUCAUGGCAAAUGAAAUGACCCCUCUCUAUGUGAGCAGAGUACACCAGCCUGAGGCAUAAGAAAUGAUAGCAAGAGACAAUAAACUUGAAAGAAGGAAUGGCUUCUUCAAUGUGUUCAACCCAAAAUUUUAGAUUUAUUUAGAAGGUUAAUUGCUAACUCCACCUUUCUUUCCCCCACAAAAAUUCCAUUGUGUUUUAAAGGCACAGAUUCAAAUAAUGUCAAAUCAUAGCCUGUUCUAUUUUUCAACAAAAUCUUAGAUGAGAAUUCUACUCUUGAUUUGGGAAAACAUGCAGUCACAUUUAGGCCUUGCAGCACAACAGGAGCACCAUUUUUAAUCCUCAGCAUUGUAGAAGUGGAGAGAUUUAUGUUCUGACACUGGACUUGUGCUGAUCCACCUAUAUAGAUAAUGGUCAUAAUUUACAGCAAAAAAAGCUCGAGCUUCAGUACUAGACAUUCAAACUUGUUGACCUAUAUACGUUUAAUUUUGUGAGGCUGAGUGCGUCACCCAAUCAAUCUCACAUCCUGAAACUGCCCACGUGACUCAAAAGGUGGUGCAUGCCAAGCUAGCAUACCCACUCAAUGAUGACCCUGGAGUUCAGCAUAUUUGUGAAAUCAUUCAUCAGCAAUGCGAAGUAUCGUCAUUACAUUUUCUGUUGGUUUCUCAUGUUUAUAUCUCACCAAAACUGCCUUCCUCGGGUGUUUGAAAAUGGCCUUGCUCCUAAUCUGUGCUGGUGACAAUAUGUCAAUUUGCCCUAAAAGUCCUUUCAAAGUUUAUUAUUUUGGAUGUAAUUCAGUCUUAACUGCUCUAAAAAUUACUGCGGUCGCACUUGGUUAAUUUUUUGGGCUGAUUUGAAAUUUUCAGGUCUAGAAAUGUCUAAACUUGUCCUCUGGUGGGGCUGCUGUAUGAUCAGUUGGCAGGGAAUGCACUGAAAUGCAAGUGGCAUCCUCCCCUUUUGUCUUUGAUUUACACAUCACUUCUUGGUGACAUGGCUGAUAUUGGAAUUUUUCCAUUAAAAAGAGGAUCACGGUGUGAACUUGUGUCCCAUCACAGCAGCACAGAUGGCUACCAACAAGUUGUAUACCACUCUGAGAUUGAACACCUUGACUAUGUAAUGCACUUAAUGCAAUGUCAUGUGAGAGUUGGUUGGAGCAAUUUUAACAAGCUUCAUGUGUGAGAUGCUGUAAAAAUGUAAACUGCCAGAGUAACCAUAUUUGCCAGGAAACAUCCUCAAGGAAGAGGGCAGUUGUGCUCUUAACUCAAAAGCUCAGUUGAAGUCAUGGUUUAAAAAAAAUUUUUUUUUGAAGUUUUAAGCUUAACGUUUUAAGUUUACAAGGGCAUAACUACCUCUCGCCUUAGUUAUACAGUUUUUUUCGGUGACUUCAAAAAAACUUUUUUAGUAUUUUAGUGCUGAAAUCUGUAAAUUUCUAUUUAACUCUAAUCAAAAAAGGCUGAUACCCAGUGUGUACACCUCCCUUCAAAUCUAUUGUUAUUGAUAAUGAAGGAUCUAUUCUCUGUAAUCAGGUCUGUUGUUUCUGAGUAUGUCCAAUCCAUUAUUUGAUGAUGGAUUCUGAGAUUUUACAAAGAUUUCUGGAUUGCAUUCCAUGAUUCCAUUCAUUUUUACAUUAUAAUCAGAAAGUCAGAGGCCAUGAAUAAAUGCAGGUGCGUAGAUUUGAAUAUUCCCAAAUAACUUGUUUAUUUCUAUAUUUCAGAACAAAAAUCAAAUAAUGACCUGCAUUAUACUCAAGAAAUGAUGUCCGUUGAACCUAUAAAAGCAUCCAAAAAUGACAGUUUUAUAAAUGUCAACUUCUAAGUAAUUCUGAAACAGAUUUCUUUUGAGACAACUGGAAAUUGGGAUUCUUAGCUUAGGCUAUUGAAGGAGCACUAUGCCUUGGUUGACUUUGAGUCAUUAAUAUUGUAUCCAAAGUCCAAUCUAAUUCAUAAAAAAAUGUAUUCCUUGGCAGUGGAUCAUGCACUUGUUAGGAGCUAGGAAAUUGGCUGCAGGUGCCUUUGGCUGUCCUACAUUCUGCGGCCACUAGAGCUGCCAUGCUGGAUGUAAGAAGGCUGAGAGAACAGUGGCUGCAUGUUCCCUUUCACUUGUGUCUGGUAGUUGUGUUUCGUAGGCACUGCUUGAUGGAGUGGAGAUGUUAGUGGCUUACAGCUUUGAUCUACCAGAUUAGCAAAGAUGCAUUUACCCACUGGACUAUUUGGGGAAUGUGUGGGGGUGGGAGGGGGGAAAGACUUACUCUGUGGGUCAUGCAAGUUCACAUUUUAUCACACUUCAAACUGCUCCACAGCCACUGUAGCCUGACCACAGAAAAUAGCAAUUAAUUAAUGAAUCACUAUCAGUUCUGGAGUCAGUCUCUUUCCUUCAAUGAUUCUUUAUGUAGCAAUCUGCAAUCAUGUAAAGGCCAAUAUGUUUUCAAGAUUGUAAUUAUGGAGCACUAAAACACAGGUUGGAAUGAGUUUUGGUGUCUUUUAUUAAAUAAAAUCCAACACUUACAAAGAA
Carcharodon carcharias (great white shark) is the source of this 6055-nucleotide messenger RNA. Its product is annotated as ribosomal protein S6 kinase beta-1-like. Gene Ontology annotation, molecular function: protein serine/threonine kinase activity; ATP binding. The record is from RefSeq and is a predicted model, not a curated record. Lineage: Eukaryota; Metazoa; Chordata; Chondrichthyes; Lamniformes; Lamnidae. Bases 121 to 1635 code for a protein of 504 amino acids. The transcript has 15 exons. Gene Ontology annotation, biological process: protein phosphorylation; signal transduction.